UGCCACUCAGCGCCACAGCCUCCGGCCCUCUCUCGUAGAGGCGUGGCGAGACGUAACGCGGCCCGGCCCCCUCGCACCAGGCGGUGGGGAUUGGCCGCCCGGCGGGUGCCGCCAAGGGCCAGGGUGACGGGGAGCCGAGCCGAGCCUGGCCGUGCGCGGGCAGCCCCGAGGCUGCAGCGUCUGGCGGGACCAUGGCGGCGCCGGGCAUGGCGGCACUAAGGAGGUGCAGUGGCGCGGCCCCCCGGCUCCUCGCCGUGGCCGUCUCCUACCAAAGCUGCCGGCACAAUGCCAGCCAGUGCCCCGGAGACGGCGGCCACGGGCAGCCCAGGGAUCACCACCCGGCUCCCCCCGGGAGAUCCCGGCGCGGCGCCGAGCCCAGUCCCGCGGCGGGCAACCAGCCCGUCCCGCCCGAGGGAGCCGACACCAAGACCUACUUGUGGGCCAGGUACCACGAGAUGAAAAAGCUUGUCUACGAUCUCCUUCCACCAGGAGUCUGCAAUCUCCUCAACCCAGCUGCUAUCUACGCUAACAACGAGAUCAGCCUGGGAGAUGUUGAGAUCUAUGGCUUUGACUAUGAUUACACAUUAGCUCAGUAUUCUAAUUUGCUACACUCUAUGAUUUUCAACACUGCCAGAGACAUCCUAAUAGAACAAUUCAAGUAUCCAGAGGGGCUUGGGAAGUAUGACUACAUUCCAGGGUUUGCCAUACGUGGACUUCACUACGAUGUACAAAAGAGUCUUCUCAUGAAGAUUGAUGCUUUCCAUUAUGUCCAGCUGGGGACAGCAUAUAGAGGGCUGAAACCAGUGCCUGAUGAAGAAGUGAUCGAACUCUAUGGUGGUACACAGCACAUCCCCCUGUACCAGAUGAGUGACUUCUACGGCAAGGGUCCAUCACUUAAGCAGUUCAUGGACAUUUUUUCUCUUCCUGAAAUGACACUGCUCUCUUCGGUCAUUGAUUACUUCAUAACUCAUGGCAUUGAGUUUGACCAGGUGCAUCUCUACAAGGAUAUAUCUGAUGCUAUUAGAGAUGUACAUGUGAAAGGAGUGAUGUACAAAUGGAUUGAAAAAGAUCUGGAACAGUAUAUUCUGCAUGGGGAUGAAAUCUAUGCUGUGCUAAACCGCCUGGUGAACCACAAGAAGAAACUCUUCCUCAUUACAAACAGCCCCUUCAGCUUUGUGGACAAAGGAAUGAAGCACAUGGUGGGCAAGAACUGGCGGGACCUCUUUGACAUGGUCAUCGUGCAGGCUGACAAGCCCAACUUCUUCACUGACCGGCGCAAGCCUUUUCGAAAACUGGAUGAUAAUGGAUCCCUGCAGUGGGACAAAAUAAACCAACUGGAGAAGGGAAAGAUCUACAAAGAGGGUAACCUCUUUGAUUUUCUGAGGCUGACAGGCUGGCGUGGGUCCAAAGUGCUCUACUUUGGUGACCAUCUGUACAGCGACCUUGCGGACCUCAUGCUGCGUCAUGGCUGGAGGACUGGAGCCAUUGUUCCUGAACUGGAGACCGAGAUUCGGAUCAUCAACACAGAGCAGUACAUGCACUCCCUGACCUGGCAGCAGGCUCUGACGGGGCUGCUGGAGAGAAUGCAGAUGUAUCAGGAUGCGGAGUCGAAGCAAGUGUUGCUGGAGUGGAUGAAGGAACGUCAGGAGAUCAGGUCGCUGACAAAGAACCUGUUCAACCCCCAGUUUGGGAGCAUCUUCCGCACCUUCCACAACCCCACAUACUUCUCCCGACGGCUGGUGAGGUUCUCUGAUAUCUACAUGGCCUCCAUCAGCUGCCUGCUGAACUACGACGUGAAUUUCACCUUCUACCCCCGGCGCACCCCUCUGCAGCACGAAGCUCCACUCUGGAUGGACCAGCUCUGCACAGGCUGCAUGAAAACCCCUUUCCUGGAGGAGAUGGUGCACAUCCGGUGAGGGGCCAGGUCCUGCAGGCAGCAGCACAGUGCCAGGCUGGCCGUGGGGCCGGGCUGCACGGCCAGCAGCACCUCUGUCUACCACUAAAGGGCGUUUGACACUUACCUGUGUGUGCAGAUGGUGUGUUUAUUUUUCACCCUUCACUGGCUCCAUCCCUUUCCCUGAGGUGCUUUACAGGCUGGACAGAGGAUGAUGGGUGCUUGUUGUGGGCCAUGAGCAUCAGAGCUCACUGUAGAGAGGACUUGCUGUAGGAGUAGUUGAGCUAGAGUGAUGGCGGGGGGGGGAAGCUGCUGCUCCCUGCACUGUGCUCAGAGAAGUGGCUCAGAAUUGGAGUCCUGAGCCUCCAGUGCUUGGUUGGCUCAACACAGACUCCCAUGUGAGGCGUGACAAGGUGUAUCAGGUCUGUAGCUGUCCUGAGAGCUUUAGGUACUAUGGCAUUAGUGAUUCUGCAGGUGGACAGCAGGGGGAUGGGAGUUGCCAACUGAGCAACCAAUGAAGUACAUCGGUGAAUACAUCAUGAAUGGCAAAGCAUCAGCAGUGUUACCUACCCAGAACUGGUACCAGCAGCCCUCAGCCCCAUCCAGCUCCCCACCAGACCAGCCUGUCCAGCUGGUGGCUCUGGUUGGAAAGGAGCAGUUAAAUGUGCAGGAGGUGCCAGGCCUGUGUGACAGCUGGGUGGCAGCAGUGUUCGGUGACAUGCCUGUUUCUGAGCGAGCUCAGUGCCCUGCACUGCCAGUGGUUUUUUGGGUUUGGUGCUGUGUGACAUCAACAUUUUGGCAAUUGAUGUCUCUUGUCACUUGCAGGGGAGCAUGUGCAGCCCUCCAGGGAUGGUGCAGGGCUGUCAGCAGAAGUGGUAGCCUUCCACCUGUGGUUGCUUUGAUGUGGCCUAAGGUUUAUGGCCUGGUGAGGAUGUCCUGGCAAAAGGGUGCAAGUAUGAAGUGCUGCUGGGUGUGGUGAGUCAGAAAGCCCAUGGAAGGCUCUAUGGUGCCUCCUGAGGAGGAGGAAGAGGAAAGGUAAUAACAGUGAUGCCAAAGCACAGAGGAUCAUGGACAAGGGUAACAGCCCAGAGGCCCAGGCCGGUCAGAGCUGUUUUAGGCAGGGGGGGUGCAAAAAGUAGGGUUUUUUUCACCCAGCCUGCUGGGUUUGUCCAGGCUUCAGACUACCCCCUGAGACAGGCAAUGUGGGGAGAGGCAAUGGGGCAGUUGAGUAGGGGGUUGUUGAGAGUUUGUGCCACCCUGAUGCUGGCCCUGGAAAACAGGAGAGCAUCAUGCCAUCAGAAAGCUGAGUGUGUGGGAAGCUGAUGGCUAUGGGAUGAAGGGGUAAAAGGGGUCCCUGGAAGGAAGGCUUGGUCUGUGAGGGCUCCAAGUAUGUGGGAUAUAGGAAAUGUGGCUGCUUUCCAGGGAGAGCAACAUGGCAGAAGCAGUAAGGGAACAUUUGAAGCCAGACUUCUUGGUGCAAACUCUGGAGACAUUGGUUGCCUUCAUCUACUGCCUCCUCCCCUCACUGCUGCACCAUUUGUAGAUGACAACAAGAGUGAUGGUGCCAGCUUGCUUGUGGGGGCAGUCAGUGGUGAGAUGAAGGUAAGAGAGAGCAAAAGAGA
This is a messenger RNA of Dryobates pubescens (Downy woodpecker), 3516 nucleotides long. RefSeq names its product 5'-nucleotidase domain containing 2 (gene NT5DC2). Bases 192 to 1916 code for a protein of 574 amino acids. The record is from RefSeq and is a predicted model, not a curated record. Gene Ontology annotation, molecular function: 5'-nucleotidase activity. The transcript is spliced from 14 exons. NCBI's taxonomy places the organism in Eukaryota, Metazoa, Chordata, Aves, Piciformes, Picidae.